This is a messenger RNA of Benincasa hispida (wax gourd), 4530 nucleotides long. The record is from RefSeq and is a predicted model, not a curated record. NCBI's taxonomy places the organism in Eukaryota, Viridiplantae, Streptophyta, Magnoliopsida, Cucurbitales, Cucurbitaceae.
AAAUAAAACAAUAAUUGUCUUCUUCCAGCAUUGAAUCAGAGUAUAAAGAUGGUUUUUUAUUAUUAAAAAGAGAGAGAAAGUAAAACAACCAUUACAAGUAAUCAUCCAACAAUCAUAGUAGAGAUUCUCCAAAAUCUAGCAAAUGAUUCGUCGUUUUUAUUAUGAUCACACACAUUGGACCAUAAUCUACAAUUCCUGCUUUCUCUUAUUCCUCGUCUCAAAAAUAAGAUGUUAGUAGGGGUAUUUAAUCAGAAAAAUAAGGUAUUCUCGGAGAAAAAAAAAAGGAAAAAACAACCAUUACAAGUAAUCAUCUAGCAAUCAUAGUAGAGGUUCUCGAAAAUCUAGCAAACAAUUCAUCGUUUUCGUUAUGAUUACUCGUCUUAGAGAUAAGAUGUUAGUGAAAGGGUAUUUAAUUAGAAGAACAAGAUACUCUCGAGAGAAACAAAAGUACAACAGAUAUUACAAAUAAUCAUCCAACAAUCAUAUAAGAGGUUAGAUUUUAAAAAAUCUAGUAGUGAUUCGUCAUUUUCAUUAAGAUCACAUACUAAACCAUAACCUACAAUUCCAGCUAGUUCCACGAUUACUCGUCCAAGAGAUAAGAUGUUAGUGAAUGGCAUUUCUCUGAUUCAUUAUAUCCAAGUAUCAAGAGGUCAAAAUUAGGGAGAAUUUUUCAAAAGGAAAAAAGAUAAUUGUUUUGUUUCAGCAUUUGAAUCAGAGUAAAAAAUACAAAAACAACCAUCACAAGCAGUCAUCAACAAUCGUAGUAAUAGAGGUUCUUGCAAAAUCUAGCAAAGGAUUCGUUGUUUUCACUAUGAUCACACUGAGCCAUAACCUACAACACGGCGUAUUGAAGCUUCAAGCAAUCACUUAAUCACAAGCACUGACUUUUAUCCCUUAGCAAUCAGUACAAUGCCACGAAUCUUCAAAACUGUAAAAGUGAUUGAAAACUAGUUAAAGAAUUUAAUGGCCACAGGCUUCUGGCCUAGCCUAGCUAGUAGCUAUGCUCUGCUCGACUAUAAUAGGGUGCCAAACGUUAUCUCCAAGGUAAACCAUUCUUAUUUAAGCACUCUAGUUAUGGAUAUAUCAGGAUUGUUGGUAUGUUUGUUAGUGAGGCAUCUUAGUAAUUAGCUAUAAAGUUUGUUGGGAUUUUUGGUUAUAAAUAAAGGGAGUGAAUUGGGAGCAAGGUAGGAAUGAUUUUAGUAUGAAUUUCCAUUGAGACUUUGGAAGAGAGCAGCCUCUCAGAUGUCUAUAAUAUAUCGUCACUUCUUUUGAUAUUGCGUUCUGUAUAUUUCAUGAGUUUUCUGGCUAGGUAUCCUAACAUCUUAUUCUUCUGAAAGGUAAUAAUAUAUGUGGUGUAGCUUCUUAAAUUCCUUGGCUUCUUCAAACUGUUUUAUUCCUAUUCAUUUUUCUGGUUUUGGAGAUUGAGCUUUCUUUCAAUUCCAGGUUCUUCCUUUUUUUUUAGCAUUCAAAUAUUUUCCCACCUUCUAUAGGUUUAUAGUUUUCAAGUAUUCUUCACUUCUUUCUAUUAAAGAGAUUAUAACGAGAUAGAAGGCACUAUGUUUUCUGACUUAUUUACACGAAUGGUACUGGAACAUAUCAAUUUGAUAUGGAAUUACUGGGGCAUUGAGUUUCUAGUCUUGGCAAACUUCGUUUUCCAAGUUAUCCUAAUUUUCUGUGGAAGUCUUAGAAGGCACACACCCAUAUAAGCUCAGUUUAACUGUUUGGCUUUCUUACGUACUUCUUGCUAGAACUGCAACUGUUGUUCUCGGCAAGCUCACAACAAUCGACAUAGGCAGUCAACAGCGCAACACGCAUAGCCAAGUUGAGGCAUUGUUGGCACCACUGAUGUUCAUGCAAAUAGGAAGUCCAGAUACAAUAACAGCCUACUCAAUUGAAGACAACCAACUAGGAGUGAGGCACGUUUUCAGUACUGUAAUCCAAGUGGGAAUUGUGUUUUACGUUCUUAUAAGGUCAUGGACAGAUUCCAAAACAUCGUUUCUUUACUUGUCAAUGUCUUUGGCUGGAAUAAUCAAGUAUGGUGAGACUUCAUGGGCUCUAAAAUCAGCACUCAAUGCCAACUUGGACUUGACAAUUGCUGAUUUAAACAAAUAUAAAGUAGCUGAUUUGUUUAACAAAUUGCCACAGGGAGAGAAUGAACUUCCAGAGGCAAAAUUAAUCAUAAUAGCUUACUACAGAUUUUGCUGCCUAAAACCUCAUCUUGAGAAUUGGCCUUACUAUCCAAUUGUUUCUAAUGACAAAAAUCUAAACAUUGGUAAUUGUAAGUAUGAAGAUGUGUUCAAAAUUACAGAUUCUGAAUUGGAUUUCAUGUAUUAUGCGCUCUACACUAAGGCGCCAAUUAUAUAUACUCGUACGGGAUUAAUUCUUCGUUUCAUAAAUUUGCUUAGCAUGAUUGCUGCACUAUGGGGAUUGUCUGCAUUGUUCAAGGAUGCAUUUGUGUAUAAUAUUAGUAUUGGCCUCAUCUAUUUUGUGUUGAUAGCAUCUUUGAUAAUUGAGAUUUAUCAGAUCUUGAGACUACCAUUCACAGAUUGGGCUAUAGUACAGAUGGUACGGUACCAUGAAGCUCGUCCUAUCCUUGGGGGUUUCUUGCAGUCUCUAGCCCCUCAGUCGGCAACUUGGAGAAGGUGGUCUAACAAAAUGGGGCAGUUCAAUCUUUUAGACUUCUGCUUGCAAACCAAGCAUCAGAACUACAUCAUAAGCAAAAUUCUCCGAUUUUGGAGGAUGGAUAUGAAACUCCGAAAGCAAUCGAGUUUGAAUCGAAUUGAAGUCCAACCAGAAGUGAAAGAACCUGUGGUCACAGAACUGAGAGAGAUAGAGAAGAUCAAAGGAAAAGAAAAAUUUGAUCAAAGAGGCCAAUGGACAAUCGAUAGGUACCAAACGGAACUGAAACUCGAUGACGAAGGCAAAUUGAUCAAAGCACUUAAAACUGUAUCGGAGAGGGUUUUCGAUACGAGCAUCUUUAUAUGGCACAUCACAACAGUUAUUUUCUAUACUCGUGAGACUACUGUAUGCAAUAAAAUGAAAGCCAUCAUGAGUCUAUCAGAUUAUAUGAUGUAUCUUAUGGCAACUCGUCCACAUGUGAUAUCAACAACUGGAGAUAUUAUAUUUAAUCAUGUAUGUGUGAGGCUUGGGAAGUUCAUAAGAACUGAAUGUAGAAAGAGAGAUCAUAUAUGCAAUGAUAUUUUGAAAUCACAGGAAGAAGGUAAUAUGCUUGAAGUUGAAGCAAGUGAAUCAGAAGCAGAGAAAGCAGUUGUAGGGAAUUGGGAUUUGCUGAAGGAUGUAAAAGAACUUGUAGAUAGCCUAUUGACUCUGAGCAAUGAAAACAGAUGGAAGGUAAUUGGCAGCAUGUGGUUUGAGAUGUUGGGAUAUGCUGCAAGUAAAUGUGAAAUGGAAUAUCAUUCAGAACACAUCAGACAAGGUGGUGAAUUGAUCACUCAUGUUGGGCUUUUGAUAGCCCAUAAUGUGAAGAGAAUCCAGCUAUUUCUAGUAGGUUUUCAACUUCUUUUUCCUUGAGAUAUGAAAUUUGAUUGCCCGUAAGGAAGUUUUAUGUAGUUUUUUUUUUUUUUUUUUGGUUCAAUGAUUUAUUUUGUAAAAAGCAUCAUGCAUAUGAAGUUCCCUCCUAUCUAGAAUGCUACAUGGCAUUUUUUGAUAAUAAAAGUUAUAUUUCAAGGGUUUCUUUCAAGUGGAUUGAAAAUAUGUAUACAAAUCCCGGAUCUAAUAACAUUUUCAAGGAAGAAAAAGUUUGUUAGAACCCAAAUAUAUUGAAAUUUAAACGGCAACUAGACUACAGAUAAAUCAAGUAAUUCAAGGUACUUGGACCCUCCCAAUCUUGAGAUCACACUCAAGCCCUAAUUCACUCACCAAAAUAUUGUCUAUCUUCCCUGUUCUCCUUAUAUCUUUUUAUAACCAAAUUCCAUAACUCACUCCCCUAACUAAUUACUAAUAUACCCUUAAUACUCUAAUAAUACCCUAAUACCAUUCCUAUCAAAGUUGUCAUGGAUUGAAAUAAAUAAAUAAAAGGAAAAAGGAAAAAGAAAGUGAACACACAUCUAAUAGUUCAGAAAUUAGGCUUACAAAACAUAAUUAUUUGCCUGUAAAAAAAAGUUUUAAUUUCUCUCAUUAUAUAUAUAUAUAUAUAUACAUUAACUAUUUCUCAUUCUCUUGAACAUGAACUUUCUCCAAUUACCAUAUGUGCUAUAUCUCAUUACUCCCAUGUUUAACAAUAUAUUAACUUAGAGUGGACAAUCAUGCUUGGCAUCGUGAUAAUUCCAGCUGUAGAAGAUGGAGAUCAGAAAAAUCUCUCAACUUGUUAAAUAAAAGAAUAAAACUACACAAAGAUGACAACUAUAAAUCAUAAACAAUGCAAAAACAGUAAUAGGCUAAAAUACUAUCAUAGUCCCUAUGCUUUGGGUUCCUUCCAUGUUAGUCCUUGUACUUUCAAUUGUCUAAUUUUAAUCGUUGUAUUUUCAAUAAAUCUUAAACUUAGUCCUUCAAAGUCAAUUUUUAUAAAAA